Messenger RNA from Oncorhynchus tshawytscha (Chinook salmon), 6401 nucleotides. It is a transcript of the gene otop1, whose product is annotated as otopetrin 1. Gene Ontology annotation, biological process: proton transmembrane transport; inner ear morphogenesis. The transcript has 6 exons. NCBI's taxonomy places the organism in Eukaryota, Metazoa, Chordata, Actinopteri, Salmoniformes, Salmonidae. Gene Ontology annotation, cellular component: membrane. The record is from RefSeq and is a predicted model, not a curated record. The coding region runs from base 2444 to 4237 and encodes 597 amino acids. Gene Ontology annotation, molecular function: proton channel activity.
CAAUCUGGGUUAGGUGGGCAUCAUUUGAAAGCUUGUUCUAUUGCUAACAUGACUAGCUAAGUUAUAAAGUACAAUCCUAAUGUUUAGGCUUUCACGGGGCAAUUCAGAGAAACUGAUUGUAAUUGUGUGUAUAGAAAGGAGUCGUGUACAUUAGGUGUGUGUUCAGCGGCACAUUUUCAUCACAAUAGACAAACAGGCUCAUUCUGUUCAGAACAACCCAGAGUAUGAUCAUAAACGUUGAUACUGUAUGCCAUGAGUUUCAUAUGGAAACAUGUAGUGCACAUUUGGGCUCGGGUGUUUGGCUUGCUUGUGUGACAUCAUAGUGGUAUUUGUCAUCAUCCUCAACGUCUCAUCUUUAAAAAUACAUUUAGUCCCUCACUCAGACAACAAACAAGUAGCUCAAGUUGCUUAAUUAGCGGGAGGGAUGGGGACAACUUCUUGUUGCAUGCGGUGCUCAAGUUCAGAACUGCUGUCAGUCAAAACCCAUCCAGCGCUGUGACGUGCAGAGCCUGAGCUUUGAUGUCAUUUCUAGCAUGUUACUGUACAGCCACUGUGUUCCAAUUUAGGAGCUUAUCAGUGUCCAAAACUGCCAUGUUCAACCUGUAUAUGGGUACAAGUGUAAAUGUCUACCUGCAUAUUAUCGGUCUGUAAUAAACAACUAUUGCUGGCCUAGAAUCGAAAACACCCGACUCCGUCGAUCCAAGGGAAGUUUCAAACCUAAAUAGGCCUAUCUUUGGUUUAAUAUGAGCACAGGGAAGUUGGAACCCCACCAUGCAUGCGCGCGCGCUCCACUGGUCAAAAUGACCGCCUCCAAUCAAUUUGAAAUGCACCGAAACAGAAUCAAUCAGGUUGAUGGAAUUAACAUUUAAUGGAUGUUUGUUUACUUGACUGAUAGGAAUCGAGAGCAAUGAUUAACGACAUGGUGUCAUCUCCGAUUAGGAUUCCGAUUCAGAAAGGUUUGCGCUGAUGAUCACCUCAACUGAGAGUCCACGAGUUUAUUUCCUGAUGCUUUGACUGCAAUGAUCAAAACAAUGAGUGUAAAUACAACAACGGAAACGAAGUUCUGGUUAGGCAUGUAGAGUAGUAUUGAGUUUCUAUAUAGAUCUGCGCCAACCUAUCUCAUGUGCUAAUUGAUCAUUAUUUCAUGGACCUGUAUUUGUUUUACGCCUCUCUUGUAAGCACUGUUCAAUGCACCCUGGUCAAAGUAUAAUUUUCUGCCUAUAAAACUGCAGCUAUGGCAACAUAAAAAGCACCAAAUGGAAUUUGGAGUCAUGCGUAAAAGGUGUAAACCACUCGGGACAACAUCUAGGUCAGGGGUUCCCCGGUCAGAUUUUCCCAGAGUUCCCGAAGGAUAUUGAAAUAUAAUGGCUCCCAUUGUUAAACCAUUACUCCUACCUGUACCAAUUUCACUAAGUGUAUCUCACACUAUCUACCACGCAUUGAUAGCCUAUUGCAUGCAAUAUGUUAUCAUGCAUUGGAUAAAUGUGUUUGAGGGGGGCGGGGGGCACAACAAAUUGACUAGGUUAAUUUUGACUUUACUUAUAUCCCCCUCACAUUAAAAAAAACAAUCCCCUUAGUGCUCUAGAUGUUGCCAAAGACGAUUUCAUUUCAGAGGGGGGGGGCAAUUCCCAUUGAUGAUGAGUCCUCCUACUUAAACAAAUCCAUUUACAAAAAGGGCCAUUGUAAAUUCGACCAUUGAAAUCCGAUUCAGUUUUUUUCACUCUUGGAAAGCAUAGUUCUUAACCAUGGCAAGGCAAGUGGAGGUACACGUUAACGGACUAUUGGACUGAGGGGCGGUUGGGUACGAGCACAUUUGGAGUGUUGGGAACACUCUUAGCCCCAUACCUCGCCUAAGUGGUUUGACAAAUAUCGUUUUCUUUUUAUCUUACACGGGAUAACCCCUCAAAACGGAUUUCAGAGACUUGGAUAGAAGUGCUAGUUGGCAACGACUAUAGAAACGAGGAUCCGUUGACGAAAAAGCUUUUGGGGGAUUAAGUUAUUCCAUGAUCACUUAUUUUUUUAAUGUAGAUUAAGUGAAAGGUUGGCACUACUAGUCCACCAAUUUUGCAAAAAAACGUGUGACAGGUCCAACCGGACCACGGACGGCGGUCACCGAUGGCUGAUACUCAAUCUAUUAAUCUGAAUUCGCACAGCUAGAGGGUAUAUGGUGCGCUAUAAAGUAGCCUAAUUUCAGCUAAAUGGUCCAGGGUGACAAUAUGUUACAUCAAACACACCAUGUUAGUGAAACUGGACACUGAAAGCAUGCGAAACAAUUGAGACCGUCUUUGGAUUGAAUCAACAUGCAAUUGGCACAGUUCCUAUCCAUUUGCGUCCCCGCCUUGUUGCAACAGGUUGCGCGCGUGGCCUUCCACAAAUGCACUUAUAGCGCACAGUUUUGACUUUGCUCUUACUUUCUGACUCGAAUGUUACAGAUUUCGGCGCCAUGGUUGAGCACGGAGGCCUUGAUCUUAUGUGUUUAAAUAAGUCCUACAGUCACAGUUCCACUACCUCGUCCUCCAGCUCAGAGCGAGAAAAGAAAAUAUUCACCAAAUUGAAAGUCAGUUUGACUGAGGACUAUCCGCAGAAGAACGCGGAGAUCCUGAGCGGCCAGUAUGGGACUAACUUACUUUUGAUCGGCGUGUCGCUGAUGCUGGCUAUUGCGCACCAUGGCGCAUCAGUGAAGGAAGAGCACCUGUUGUCGUUUAUCACGACCCUCAUGAUCCUCCAGCUGAUAUGGAUGAUAUGGUACAUCGUGAGCAGAGACAGGCAGAGUAACUUACAGCCAGAAAAGGAUGUGCAUGCUACUACCUGUUGGAUAAGAGGUGGGUUAACUCUUCUUGCGCUCCUCUCGUUGAUCAUGGAUGCCUUCCGAAUUGGUUAUUUUGUGGGCUAUCGAUCAUGCGUGUCGGCUGUUCUAGGGGUAUACCCUAUCAUCCACGCAACUCACACAAUAGCACAGGUCCAUUUCCUUUGGUUUCACAUCAAGGACGUCAUCAAGACCUUCGAGACCUUUGAAAGAUUUGGUGUCAUCCAUGCAGUCUUCACCAACCUGCUACUGUGGUGCAACGGUGUGAUGUCUGAGGCUGAGCACUUCCUAAACAACCACAAGAGAAGGCUCUCUUCCCUGGGCUAUGUAAACCUCACCAUAGUGGAUAUGGAGCCUCACUGUAAUUGCACUACCAGCGCCUGCUCCAUGUUCUCCAACAGCCUCUAUUACCUAUACCCCUUCAACAUAGAGUACCACAUCUUUGUCUCUGCAAUGCUCUUCGUCAUGUGGAAGAACAUAGGGCGCAGCAUUAACCUCCAGUACAACCGGAAAAGGCCGGCUACCAGGACCCAGGGGCUGGUUGUCGGUCCCAUCCUGGGUCUUGUCGCCCUGGCCAGCACCAUCGGCGUGCUGGUGGUCUACAUCAUCCACGUGGAAGAGUCGAUGGACACCCGGGAGUCGGCCAUCGCAAUGUUCUACUGCUACGGCAUCGUCAUGCUGGUGUUCAUGUGCUCGGCCGGGGCCACGGGUCUGCUCAUAUACCGUGCCGACCCUAUGCCCAUGGACACCACCAAGAACCCCUCGCGGACGCUGGACACAGAGAUCCUAUUCGGAUCGUCGGUGGGCUCCUGGCUCAUGUCCUGGUGCAGCGUGGUGGCUGUGGCAGCCUCAAGCAGCAGCCCGAGCUACCGCUGGACCAACCUGAUGUACUCGCUGCUCAUUGUCCUGGAGAAGUACAUCCAGAACCUGUUCAUCAUAGAGUCCCUCUACCGUCAGCGGGAGGACGGUGAGAGGGAGGACGCUGAGGCGGUGGGGCCUGUGCCGGAGAUCUUCUCUGUGACCUCCUCCUUGGCUCCGCCCUACAACGGCAUCAUCAACCGGGCGUACGAGAACCCAGACAAGGGCUGUGUCACGCUGGAGAACGAGCAGGUGGAGAACGGACAGGUUUACGGAACAUUCAGCUCACGGAAACAUUCGGCGGUGCCCCUACACGCCGGGAGCAACGUGGCGGAGACCCCGAGCAAGAAGAGGCAGAUUCUGAAGAACAUCGCUGUCUUCCUCUUCAUGUGCAACAUCUCACUCUGGAUCCUUCCUGCCUUCGGCUGCAGACCCCAGUAUGACAACGGCCUGGAGCAGGAGACGUUUGGCUUCACCAUAUGGACAACAGUUCUCAAUUUUGCAGUGCCCAUGAACCUCUUUUACCGCAUGCACUCUGUGGCCUCCCUCUUCGAAGUCUUCCGAAGGGUGUGACAAGACGAAGAGGGACCGACGAGAUGACGCAACAUGCACAAGAACACUUGUCACCAAGGGCUCCAUAGAGGAAAUUAAUAGCAACACAGGUCAACCUUUCAGGAGGAGCUCUUGUCAUGUACUUUAGACUUCUAAAUAAGCAUUGAAACAUGUCAGUGUAGGGGGAUUAUACUAGAUGAGAUGUCCCUUGUAGCGAUGCAUCUUCGGAAACAUUUUGUAGCACCAGAUAUAAACAACAAAUUACAUUGAUAUCAGACCCUGGAUUCAAAUAGUAUUCGGAAUCUUUCAAAUACUUUAGCUGUGCUUGAUUGAGCUGGCCUGGCACAAUGUAACCAAUGGAAUAGCCCCAAAUGUGCAAGAACUGAUCCCCCGCCCCGGGAGGCUCACCCAAAACGCCAAAGUCUUUGAAAGAUUUCAAAUAGUAUUUGCUUUGUUGUGUGUUGCUGCACUGAAAAGUGAAAUUAACAUUUGAAUUUAGGUCUCUGUUAUAACAAGUGUUUGGGUUUGUCUUUGGAUGUUCAUCAAAUUUUUGUUGAAUGCGUUAUUAAAACGCGUAUGUAAUAGUUUAGUGUCGAGUUGUCUCUCAGACCUAGUCCAGAUGUAAGCCAGGCUAUGUAUGAAUGCAUCAUGAGAGUGGAGCAUGAUAAGUGAUGAUACACGAUGAAAGUAGAUGGUGCAGUGAAACAACUUAUAUCGAAAAGCCAUGCCACAUUCAUUUUUCAAAUCCUGUAUCAUGGUGAGACUAGUGGGCCUCAUCCCCGGUUGUGCUGAUAUCACACACACCACUGUGUUUGCAGCAGUACUCCAACAUCACAGAGAAGCCAAAGAAGCUCUCUCUGUCUCGAUUAUUCAACGUCACAUAAGAACUGUACUAUGGAUUGUAAAGAUGAGGUGCAACUGUAAAAGCCUUAAAGGUUUUUUUUUUUGUGUGUGUGUGUGUUGCCAUUUUUAUGUAUAUUUCAAAUGCACAGUGUCAUGGAGGAUGUUCUCAGUGGUCGGAAAAAUACACAGGAAACUCAAUACUUCUGUGUCAAACACUUGAACUACUUGGCUGGCCACAUUCUAGAGUCCCACAUGUACUGUAGUAUAGGGCAGCGGUAGACUUUGAUUGCUCUUCGGUGUAAUAUUGGACUGUAGUUCUCAGAAUCUCCAACAAAUGAACACUGGACUGUAGUUCUCAUAAUCUUUCGCAAACGUCUCAUUGUAUUGACUGUCCUCAAUCAGGACUUGUUGACAUCAUUCCGUGUAUAUUUGAUGACAAUCACAUUCAGUUGAAUGCUGUACAGUGUUGACUGAUCUUUAAUGCUAGUAGCUCUGCUUUUCUUUUAGUUAUAUUUUUUCUUCUUCUAAUGAACCUGAAAUGUGGUUUCCUUAAAUAUAUUUAACAUUUCAAUAAUUGUUAUGGAACUCAAUUUCACUAAGAAACCGCCUGGCAGUGUGUGAAGCGUGCUCCAAUCCACACUGAUGUAUUCCCUGGACCCAUAUUAAGCCUAGUUCUGGACUAAAACAAAUGCUCAAUGGAGAAUCUCCAUUGAAAGUGUCCGUAAACUGGCCCACCGUGCCCCAUUUGCUCUCUCAAUCCAUAAUGUUGGUGAAGAGACUAAGUAUGCACUCUGCAUUUUAAAGGGACAAUCUGCAGUUCAAACAACACCAAAGUGUUUACCACCCUGCCACUGUUUUGGUAAACAGCUGAAGAAUAGGGCGGUUAUUAUGUUAUUGAAAAGGGAAACAAUACAAUAUUUGCACAGAUCAGUAUAUACUGUAUUGACUGACAUGCAUUUUCCAAAAAGCAAAUAUGUUGUUUUAAACUGAAACAACUCUGAAACUGAACCAAAUAUCUUGAUUGAUGUAGUUUUGAAAAGUAAGCGUUGACAAUAAUCUUAACCUGUGAUGUUGUUGAUCGAUUUUGUGAUGAAUUAGUGAAAUGUAGUGCUACUGUAUGGUUCAUUUUUGGACAACAUAUUUAGGCUGUAGGGACUAUCAGAAAACUGUGAGUUCUACAUUGGUGCUAACUACUGUACUUGUUUUCAGUUGUACGUGCCAAUCUGUGGUCAAUGCUUAUUGGUAAACCUGCACCAAUACUAUAUCCUGUACAUAUCUGAACGUAGAUUAAAGCGAAUGUACAUAAAGGCUCCUGGCUCUGUAAUAAAAAUGAUUGUGAAAC